Closterium sp. NIES-65 is the source of this 1950-nucleotide messenger RNA. Lineage: Eukaryota; Viridiplantae; Streptophyta; Zygnematophyceae; Desmidiales; Closteriaceae. The record is from the annotation of a GenBank genome assembly.
AUGGCUUCCAGGGGUGGUGGAUCCAUAGGCCGAGGUGCAGGCAGGGCUCAGGGCAGCGCACCGGGAUCUCCACCACGACCUAUGCAGGGGCGAGUAGGGGAUGGACCGGGAGGAGCCGGCGCGAUCUUCGUUGGGGGGUUGCUUACCGUACCAGCGCCGAGCUCUUGUCGCUCUUUCUGUUAUGACGGCCCUCGGCCCCCUCCUUCGGGGCAGACGCCGACGCAGCCGGAGAGCGGCAGUGAGGAGGAGGAUGAGGAGGAGGAUGGUGAGGGCGAGAAGGAGGAGGACACUGAGGGGAGCGAGGAUGACAGCGAGGCGGCGUGGGACCCAGAGACGCAUGGCGGUGGGGAGGGGGGAGAUGAUGAUGAUGAAGACCACGAGAUGGAUGGGUUGGAGCCAGAGGGGCCAGAGGAGGAGGUGGGAGAGGGUGGUGGAAGGGCGGCGACAGAGGCGGGAUCACAGCAUGUGCGUGAAGGGGGAGGGAGCGUGGGGGUUAAGCUCGCCAAGGGGAAAGCGAUGGCGACUGGUGGAGGUGAUGGGUCAGGAGGGAUCGAGCGGUGGAUGACAACCAAGCUGACCUCGGUGCAGCUACGGCAGGCGAUCACGAAGCUGGUGGUCACCUGCGACCUCCCCUUCCGCAUCGUCGAGGCCGAGGCUUUUCGUGAGCUACUCAUCCUGUUAAACCGCAACUGCGCGCAGAAAAACUUCAUCCCCACGCGCUGGACGGUUUCCCGCGACACAGUGGUCUAUGCGGCUGCCGCUCUUCAGUCAGCCAUCGCGGAGAUGCUGGCGAAGGAGGGGGAGCUGGGGUGCAGGGUGUCGUUCACCAUCGACAUGUGGACGUCGCCCAACAACAGGGCGUGGCUAGUGGUAACGGGUCACUGGAUCGACGAGAAUUACCAGCUGCGCACAAUGGUGUUUGAAUUCCGCGAGAUUCACGGGCGUCACACGGGCAAGCAGAUGGCGAGGGUGGUUGAGGAGACGGUGGUGCAGUGGGAGUUGGAGAUACGUUGUCUUGGGUUCACCUCAGACAACGCCUCCAGCAACACUGCCGCUUUCAGGCACAAGGGCGGCAAGGGCAAGGGGGGCAGGGGGGGCGGAGGUGGCGGAGGGGGCGGCAGUGGUGGAGGGGGUGGAGGGGGCGGGGGUGGUGGCGGUGGUGGGAGUGGUGCUGGUGGUGGGGGGGUCAGUGGCGGAGCAGGGGGUGGUGGCGGCGGCGGUGGUGGGGGUGGUGGGGGUGGUGGUGGCAGUGGUGGCGGCAGUGGAGCUGGUGGCGGGCGCGGUGGAGCGGUGCAGCUCAUCAUGAGCAUGAAUGCAGUCAUCAUGAGCAUGUAUGCAGUCAUCAUGAGCAUGUAUGCGGUCAUCAUGAGCAUGUAUGCAGUCAUCAUGAGCAUGUAUGCAGUCACCAUGAGUACGCCAACCAGUGACAGGGUGACUGCCAUUGCCCCUGUCGCCCUACCUGCAGCCAACCAGUUCCCGCCCUACCUACCCUACACCCACCGCAACUUCUUCUUCCACGGGACCAUCAUCCCGCCCGAGGCCAACCACACCUACUUUGGCAACGCCUUUGAGCAUUGUCUGCUCAACGCAUCCCGGGCGCCUGGAGACUACUUGGAGCAGAGGAGUGCAGAGGAGUGUGGUGCGUUCUGUGGGGUUUCUGCUGGGGAUUGCCAACCCCUGUGCAGCGGGCAUGGCAUGUGCUCCUUCAGUGAGUCUGUGCAGGAAUCAGUAUACACCUACGAUAGCAACUUCGACAACCAGGCCGGACUGCCCUCGUGCUCUUACAGUGGUGUGUAUACACAAACAACAGCAGUCUCCCUGGCAGGUGCAGCAGCGCAACCAUUCAAUGGCACCAUCAUCCUCACGCCCCCCACCAGCAACACGUCAGGAGCAGCACAGUGCAGCGCCCAUCUGCCUCUUCCUUUUCAUCGACAACCCUGGCCCGUGUAG